AAUAUAUCAAACGAUUGCCGGAUCGGCCGAGCAGAUAAAGCUCGCCGGGGAAGCUGACCGCACUAGCGCAAAACAAAGUGCCAGCCGCGCGGCCGAGAGUUUAUCGGAGUGUGUGUCCACAUUUCUCGGAGAAUAGCCGCUCAUUACGCAGCCGCGGCUCGAGCCAAGUGCACGCGCGAGUGCAGACGACGCGCCGCUCCGUUGAGAGCCAUGGCGCGACUGGUAGCGCAGAUCGCCAGGUGCACCGCCAGGUCGAUGCUAUUUAAUCACGAGGCUGCCGCAUUCAAGGCUGCUCCGAAAUCUUCCAGCCUCGUUCGGCACAUCGCGAGCACACAUCGCUUGGAAGCUGAAAGGAGGUACACCGACAAACAUGAGUGGGUAACGCUGAAUGGCAAUAUUGGUACAGUAGGAAUUUCGGAUUACGCACAAGAUGCUCUUGGAGACGUUGUUUAUGCACAACUUCCAGACAUCGGCCAAGUGAUCAAAAAAGAAGAUGAAUGUGGAGCCCUGGAGUCGGUCAAGGCAGCCUCUGAGAUAAUGAGCCCCUGCAGUGGCAAAGUCCUCGAGAAGAACGAAGCCGUCGAGAGCAAACCGGGUCUUAUCAACACGUCCUGCUACGACGAGGGAUGGCUCUUCAAGAUCGAACUGAGCGAUCCCGAGGAGAUAAAAACUCUUAUGGACGAAGAUGCCUACAACGAGUACCUCAAGACUGACCCUCAUUAACAGCGAGCCAUGAUAGAUGAAUAGCAAGGGAAAGAAAGAACGAAAGUGCAAAUCAAAGCUGACCAGUGCUACACAAAAAGUCCAAAGAAAAAUAUAGGAACAUGUAGAAACCCAAAAAUUAAGCAGCGAUUUUUGUUCAAGAUGUGAUUGUUGUAAAUAAUUCUUUUAGCGCAUGCAAACAUUCAAAACAUGUAUCAAGACUAAAAAUGUUUCUAGUUUUUAAAAAAUCAUUCACAACAAUGAGCUGAUUAAAGUUUUUUUACAAGAUAAAACUAUGAUUGCUCUUAUUGUGUACACAGCUUUAUUCAUAUUAAAACAUAUUUUAUUUUCAAAAAACAGAUUUUUAUUUGUAUCUUUCUGCCUUUAUCAUAUUGGACGUAUUGGAUGAGUUAACAAAAAUGUAUAAAACUUGUAUUCUGCUUGGGUCUUGUUUUCACUUAUUUCAUCAAGACAUAUGUUUCCACAUGUUCUUACAUGCCUCUAUACGACUCUUUAAAAGAAAAACUUAAUACCUUUCACGUUUGGUAUUGGCUCUUCGAUUAAAUAAUCUGGUCUAUUUACGUGUAGAUCAAACACCAAAGGUUGUUUUAUUGUACAUACUUGUAAGAGAAUAAUGUAACUCGACGUACUUUUGACAUAGAUUGUUAUUGUUUUUUUUUAAUUUUGUUCUUUCACCAAAACCGCGAUUUAAAUUAUGAGUAUGGACUCGUUGUGCACUCAUUGUACUGAUGAAAGGUGAUUAAUCGAUAUAGAUUCAUCGUCGCAUCAGCGACUGUGUUAUCAACAGUAAGUAGUUCUAAGCAACGUUGACGUACGACUCGAAGCGUACGAAAUUUUUGUAAUAAACAUUACGCAAUAAAUUACUAUCGAUUUCUGAAAUACA
This is a messenger RNA of Nasonia vitripennis (jewel wasp), 1606 nucleotides long. RefSeq names its product glycine cleavage system H protein (gene ppl). The record is from RefSeq and is a predicted model, not a curated record. Gene Ontology annotation, cellular component: cytoplasm; mitochondrion; glycine cleavage complex. The transcript has 4 exons. Lineage: Eukaryota; Metazoa; Arthropoda; Insecta; Hymenoptera; Pteromalidae. The coding region runs from base 211 to 723 and encodes 170 amino acids. Gene Ontology annotation, biological process: protein lipoylation; glycine decarboxylation via glycine cleavage system.